AUGUUUGAGGCCUCACUGGCUACUCAUACCAGCCAAACCCGCCAGUUGAUCCAAACGAGAGAUAUCGGCGGUGAAGGCAAGUUCGGCGUCAAUGCGCUGCCGUACAUCCGCCUCCUUCCACCGGACGCUGUAGAUCUGAAAUUCGGUUCGAUCGCAAUAGACGCCGGAGAUUUCUCCGGUUUAGCGGAAUCUAUGGCACAGUUUAUCCGGUUCGAUUACAACCUCCAUCUCCGAUUUCGAGGAAGAUCCGAAUCGAAGAAAAAGUACGCUAAUGAAUUCGAAGCCGCCAUCAACGAACAGAUCAAUGUUGAGUACAAUGUUUCAUACGUCUACCAUGUUAUGUAUGCCUACUUUGAUAGGGACAAUGUUGCUCUCAAGGGGUUAGCCAAAUUCUUUAAUGCAAUGUACACAUGUGUAUUCUGA
This is a messenger RNA of Helianthus annuus (common sunflower), 423 nucleotides long. Its product is annotated as ferritin-1, chloroplastic-like. Gene Ontology annotation, biological process: intracellular iron ion homeostasis; iron ion transport. NCBI's taxonomy places the organism in Eukaryota, Viridiplantae, Streptophyta, Magnoliopsida, Asterales, Asteraceae. Gene Ontology annotation, molecular function: ferrous iron binding; ferric iron binding. The record is from RefSeq and is a predicted model, not a curated record. Bases 1 to 423 code for a protein of 140 amino acids. The transcript is spliced from 5 exons. Gene Ontology annotation, cellular component: cytoplasm.